UCAGCUGAUAAUCUUGAUAUCAUAGUAAAUAUUUUACAGUGUAGAUUGUAUGCAUAUUAAUUUAUAUUGCGAAGUAUUUCGUAUUGUGUUGAUUAUCAAAUGAAGUCCUAUGCUUAUCAAUAUUUGGUUUCCUUAGCUUUUCGCAAUUAAUAUAAUAAUAUUAAUGCAAAUUUGAUGCUUUGAUUACUCUCUUACUUAUUGUAUUUUGGACGUGAUAUGAAUGUGUAAAUAACACUAUGGUUGAGCCAAUAUUUGAUUAUCAGUUUCGACUUAUUUUAAUCGGAGAUAGCACUGUGGGAAAAAGUUCACUCCUAAAGUAUUUUACUGAUGGCAAAUUUGCUGAGGUGUCUGACCCUACAGUUGGAGUUGAUUUCUUUGCAAGAUUAAUUGAAGUUAAAGAUGGGACUCGGAUAAAACUCCAACUUUGGGACACUGCUGGCCAGGAAAGAUUUAGGUCAAUAACAAAAUCGUACUAUCGAAAUUCUGUUGGAGCAUUGCUAGUGUAUGAUAUUUGCAACCGCACAAGCUUCGAUAACAUCCCAGCUUGGAUGUUGGAAGCUAAAAGACACAUUGAACCUCAUCGCCCAGUCUUUGCCUUAGUAGGCUGUAAACUGGACCUCAUACGAGUAGGAGCAGCUCGAGAGAUCAGUGAAGAAGAAGUGAAGGCAUUCGCAGAUAAACAUAAUAUUUUUUCUAUAGAAACCUCUGCUAGGACAGGUCUUAAUGUUGAAGAAGCAUUUGCAGCUAUUACUCAAGAGGUUUACAACAGGAUACAAUCAGGAGAAUACAAGUUGGAAGAUGGCUGGGAUGGAAUUAAGACAGGAUUUACAAGACCAAGUGGUUUUGAUUUCAAUCUAGUUGAGGCAGAACCGGCAAAAUCUACAUGUUGCUAAAUUUAGUAUGUUGCUUUUUGAAAUGUAUUAUAGUAGAUUUUUAUAAAUAUUGUAUAUAUAUAAACACUCAAUGACAAAUUUUACUCUAUAUAUAUAAAAUAUUUAUUGUGUAAGUUAAUUUGUAACAGUACAUAAUAUAAUAAAUAAACUGAACUUAGAUUUUAACCUUCUUGUAGAGAUUGCCCAUGUCAUUUCAGAAAAUCUGAAAUUAUGCAAUUAUUUAUUAAUUUGACAAAUUAACAGUCAAUAGUUAUUUUAUAAAGGUUUCACCUAGCAUAUUUAAGUAAUAAAUUUUACUACUUCAAAACAAUUAAUUUUAUUGACAUUUUACAUGUAUAAUUAAUGUUCUGUAGUACUUUAUCAAUUUCUUUUAUUGUAAAGACUGUUGACGAUUUUUGUAUAGAAAUUAUACAUAACAUAGUGGUAAAGAACUGUUAUUACAAUACCUGGGUUUAUCGUCUUUUGGAUUUCAAGCCUAUGACAGACUUAGGUAGAUGUGGGUGUGGAGAAUCCAAUCGUAUGCUUGCAGUUGACAUCUUUCAAUGGCAUGCAUGUGUUCAGGCACUUUACACAAUUGAAUCCACUGCCAAAGUCACUAGUUCGUAAUGUUCAGCACACAAUUAUUAUUGCUAGCAUAUUUUACUUUUUAAUUUUGAAAUUGAAUGAUAUAUUUGUUUUUAUUAAGAUUAUAGUUUGUUUUGACAUAAACUAACAAUGUAAAGAUUGUUCUAAUAACAAUAUAAACCCAAAAUGAA
Homalodisca vitripennis (glassy-winged sharpshooter) is the source of this 1648-nucleotide messenger RNA. It is a transcript of the gene Rab39, whose product is annotated as ras-related protein Rab-39B. The record is from RefSeq and is a predicted model, not a curated record. NCBI's taxonomy places the organism in Eukaryota, Metazoa, Arthropoda, Insecta, Hemiptera, Cicadellidae. The transcript is spliced from 3 exons. The coding region runs from base 237 to 893 and encodes 218 amino acids. Gene Ontology annotation, cellular component: Golgi membrane. Gene Ontology annotation, biological process: Rab protein signal transduction. Gene Ontology annotation, molecular function: GTP binding; GTPase activity.